Molecule: messenger RNA, 2495 nt
Organism: Myripristis murdjan (pinecone soldierfish)
Lineage: Eukaryota; Metazoa; Chordata; Actinopteri; Holocentriformes; Holocentridae
Gene: scn4ba
Product: sodium channel, voltage-gated, type IV, beta a
Exons: 6
Coding region: 622-1323 (233 amino acids)
Biological process (GO): regulation of sodium ion transmembrane transporter activity; cardiac muscle cell action potential involved in contraction; regulation of ventricular cardiac muscle cell membrane repolarization
Cellular component (GO): plasma membrane; voltage-gated sodium channel complex
Molecular function (GO): sodium channel regulator activity; transmembrane transporter binding
Source: RefSeq, a predicted model, not a curated record
CUGACGCUACACCGCAACACCAGCACUGCUCUGCCUGUCCUUUCCUCUCUGCUUGCCGCCUCUCUCUCUGCCUUGCCGGGUAAUCACCACCGAGCCCGCCACAGACAGACAGACAGAGAGAGAAAACAGAGAGAGAGAGAGGGAGUGAGGGAGAGAGGAAAGGACCUGCACUCUUCAUUCAACUGCUGCAGUCUCCCAUCUGUCUCUCUGUCCUUCCCUCUGUCUUCCCGGGCAGGGGAGCAGCAGAGGGAGGCACUGGAAGGGAGAGAGCUCUCUCAAGGAAUUUAUCCUCCUCUAUCUGUGCUUGCUUCUUCCUGUUCAUUGCUGGGACAGAGUACAAGGGAGGAGAGAAGAGGGAGGGACUGAAGAGGAGAACCAGUGUGCUACAGCACUUCAGGCUCUGCCUUCAGCUGCAACAGCUCAGUGUCCCACCUCAUUCUAGAGACACUUAACACACACACACAUCUUGAAGUCGUGCACACACACAUAUUCACAUAGACUGGGCUGACUGCAGACUGGACAAACUGACAGACUGAUAGACAGAGACACACACACAUUCAUACAUACAUACAUCCAGUGAGACAGACAGACAGACAGCGAGAGAGACAGACAAGUGGUGUCAUGGCGUCAGUGGACAGCACCGGUUCAAGUGUCUCCAGCCGUUUGAGAUCGGGGGAUGUGUUUCAUGCCGGGCUGGCAGUUGCACUGCUGUUGGGGGUGUGGUGUGUUGGUGGGCUGGAGGUGUCAACGGGGAAAGUGUCCACUGUUGAGGCAAUGAAUGGCUCUACAGUCCUGUUGCCCUGCACCUACUCCUCCUGUAUUGGCAUCAAAAACCUCUACUUCAACUGGCACUAUAAUGACAAUGGAACAAUGCAAAAGCUGUGCGAGGCAGUAAUUCCUGUUGAGGGUGUGGAGCCUCGGGUCAGUGUGUACCACGAUCGUGUGGACUUUGUCGGCUCCUCGAAGAAAAACAACCUCUCCAUUUUGCUGUGGAACAUCAGUUUCGAGGAUGAAGGAGAGUAUGUCUGCUUCGCCAAGAACCCAAAAGAGAAAAACCGCAACCACAGUGCAGUUUUCACUCUUAAAGUGGUGGACCAACUGAAGGAGGUUGACAACACACUGACGGUCAUCAUUGUCUCAGUAGUGGGUGGUGUCAUUGGCUUAGUUAUAAUUGUCAUGGUGAUAAAGGCCCUGGUUGUUCACUUCCUGCUGAAGGAUGAUGAGAAGAACAAAGAGUGCCUGGUCAGCUCUUCAGGGAACGACAACACAGAGAAUGGACUUUCAGGAGCCAAAGCCGACAACAAAGCGACACCAAAGGCAUGAGCAAAAUUGUGUCCCAGGACAUCUUAACUGACUAGUAUGCUGUGAUGUGGCAAUACAAACAACUCCCAUGUGUAAGUGUGAACAGUUUUUGGAACUUCAUUUCUGACAUGAGCCAUUCAAAGCUGAUCAAACUGUCACAUUUUAUACCCAUGAGAAAAAAAAUUAACAUAGAAAACCCAAAAUAUCUCAUCUCAUGUAAGAAACAGAAAACUGCUGUCUCUCUAAGGCGCACAAAGAGUUAGGAAUGGAUGAGGUUCUAUUGUAAUACACAGCCUUAAACCCCUAAAUCAAACUUGGACCCCGACAAACCUGACCAGAGGGAACACACACCAUUACUCUGCCACAAUGGACUGCCAUAAUCUAUCAACUGCCAUGAUGUACACUGAAGAACAGCACAAAUACUCCUGCCAAACUUUUCUCUAACCCUCACCGCACACUUGGACCCAAACCCAACUAUGAACCGAAAGCAGAGGAGCAUUCAACACUCUAUUUUGUCCACAAACCUGAGCCAACAUGUUGCUUGCAUAAUGCAAACUGUUUUCCAAGACACACAGAGCAUAACAGAGCAUAGUGCACAUAGAGCAUAAAUGGGUUUAAGUGUCAUUAGUUGCAAUACUUUUCUUUCAAUCAAUGAGAGACAUCAUUUUAGAGAGCAUUGCUUAUAAAAUAACAUCUCACCAUUUUGCUCAUACUGGACUGACUGCAGUCAUUUAAUAUGGCUUACUGUUCUAGCCAAGAGCCUCCUGCAAACCACAUGUUGAAUGCACCUAUGAUCUUUAAACCUGAUCUUUCACAGAGCCUUUUGGCACUGAUCCAACCUUUGACCUUAACCACUGCCAUGGCAAUCUGAACUUUACCUUACAUGUUUACCGCAGGGUCCAGGUUUGACAUACCGGGAGAGGCUGAACUUGGCCAGCGAGCCAGACCAAUAGGGGAGGUGUUUGGUUCAUUAAAGCUGACAGCUUUAAGUUUUGCUGGCUCAGUACAGGCUUGCUAGGCUGACAGAUGAGCUUGCUAAGGUCACUAGUGGAUCCAGUUCUGCACACGUUAUAUUGUUUUGCUUUAGAUGAAACACAGGUGCCUGUUCUGCUUCUGCUCCCCCUGCUGGUGGGAGGGUAAAAAACACAGAAAAUUAACUUAAAAAAACAAAAACAAAAACAAAAAAAACAACC